Molecule: messenger RNA, 7553 nt
Organism: Molossus molossus (Pallas's mastiff bat)
Lineage: Eukaryota; Metazoa; Chordata; Mammalia; Chiroptera; Molossidae
Product: myomegalin-like
Exons: 48
Coding region: 174-7553 (2459 amino acids)
Cellular component (GO): nucleus; microtubule organizing center
Molecular function (GO): zinc ion binding
Source: RefSeq, a predicted model, not a curated record
CCGGGUUUUCUAAAAAAGCAGGGAGCGGAGCCUCUCUGCGGACGCAGAAGGAGGGAGCUGGGGAGGAAAAGGCUGCUGCCCUUUGCACUGGAGAGUCGUGGGCAAGGCUUCUCCUUUUCCCGGGCUGCUUCCACGCCCGGCUGAGGGGCGCCCGAGCGGACAGAGCCGGGAAGAUGGAGCAGACGUGGGCAAGAGAUUAUUUUGCAGAGGAUGAUGGGGAGAUGGUACCCAGAACAAGUCAUGCAGCAGCUUUCCUUAGUGACACUAAAGAUCGAGGCCCUCCAGGGCAGCCACAGGCCUGGCGAAGUGGUGAGAAGGUCCCCUUUGGACAGACACAUUAUCUGAGGGCAUUUGAAAAAGCCCCUCGGGUGCAGACCCAGGCUCUUCGAGACUUUGAGAAGCACCUCAAUGACCUGAAGAAGGAGAACUUCAGCCUCAAGCUGCGCAUCUACUUCCUGGAGGAGCGUAUGCAGCAGAAGUAUGAGGCCAGCCGGGAGGACGUCUACAAGCGGAACAUCGAGCUGAAGGUUGAAGUGGAGAGCCUGAAACGAGAACUCCAGGACAAGAAACAGCAUUUGGAUAAAACUUGUGCGGAUGUGGAGAAUCUAAACAGCCACAAUGAAGCUGAGCUCCGGCGCCAGUUUGAGGAGAGACAGCAGGAGACACAGCACGUUUAUGAGCUGCUGGAGAAUAAGAUUCAGCUUCUGCAGGAGGAAUCCAGGCUAGCAAAGGAUGAAGCUGCGCGGAUGGCAGCUCUGGUGGAAGCAGAGAAAGAGUGUAACCUGGAGCUCUCAGAGAAACUGAAGGCCGUCACCAAGGACAGGGAAGAUGUCCCAGGUGACCGGGCCAAGCCCGACCAAUACACUGAGACCCUGGCCCAGAGGGACAGACAAAUUGAAGAACUGAGUCAGAACCUGGCUGCCCAGGAGAAGCUAGUAGAACAGCUCUCUCUAGAGAAACAACAACUACUGCAUCUGCUGGAGGAGCCAACUAGCAUGGAAGUGCAGCCCAUGACUGAAGAGUUAUCCAAACAACAGAAGCUGAGUUCAGAUGAGACCGUUAUAACUCAACAGUCUGUAUCAGAUUCCCACAUAGCAGAACUCCAGGAAAAAAUCCAGCAAACAGAGGCCACCAACAAGAUUCUUCAAGAGAAGCUGAAUGAAAUGAGCUGUGAACUAAAGUCUGCUCAGGAGACAUCUCAGAAACAAGAUGGUACAAUUCAAAGCCUCAAGGAAACUCUGAAAAGCAAGGAAAAUGAGGCCGAGGAGUUGUACCAGGUGAUCGAGGGUCAAAAUGACACAAUGGCGAAUCUUCGAGAAAUGCUGCAUGAAAGCCAGCUUGGACAGCUCCAUAGCUCAGAGGGUACUUCUCCAGCUCAGCAACAGGUGGCUCUGCUUGACCUUCAGAGUGCUUUAUUCUGCAGCCAGCUUGAAAUCCAGAAGCUCCAGAGGGCCGUACGCCAGAAAGAACGCCAGCUGGCUGACGCCAAGCGAUGUGUGCAGUUUGUCGAGGCCACAGCCCAUGAGGGAGAACAGCAGAAAGAGGCUUCUUGGAAACAUAACCAGGAAUUGCGAAAAGCCUUGCGGCAGCUACAAGGAGAAUUGCAGAAUAAGAGCCAACAGCUUCAUACCCUGGAGGCUGAAAAAUGCAAUGAGAUUCGAACUCAGGAGCAACACAUUCAGCACCUAACCCAUAGCCUGAGUCACAAAGAGCAGCUGCUUCAGGAAUUUCAGGAGCUCCUGCAGUAUCGAGAUAACUCAGACAAAACUCUUGAAGCAAAUGAAAUGUUACUUGAGAAACUGCGGCAGCGAAUACAAGACAGAGAUGUUGCUCUAGAGCGGGCUAUAGAUGAAAAGUUCUCCACUCUAGAAGAAAAAGAACAAGAGCUGCGGCAACUUCGUCUUGCCGUGAGAGAGCGCGAUCUGGACUUAGAGAGGCUGCGCGGGAUCCUCUCCUCAAAUGAAGCUACCAUGCAGAGUAUGGAGAGUCUCCUGAGGGCCAAAGGCCUGGAAGUGGAACAGUUGACUGCUACCUGUCAAAACCUGCAAUGGCUGAAAGAAGAAAUGGAAACCAAAUUUAGCCAUUGGCAGAAGGAACAAGAAAGUAUCAUUCAGCAGUUACAGACAUCUCUGCAUGACAGGAACAAAGAAGUGGAGGAUGUUAGUGCAACGUUACUCUGCAAACUCGGACCAGGGCACAGUGAGAUAGCUGAGGAGCUGUGCCAGCGUCUACAGCGAAAGGAAAGGAUGCUGCAGGACCUUCUAAGUGAUCGAAACAAACAAGUGGUGGAACAUGAACUGGAGGUUCAGGGCCUGCUUCAGUCCAUGAGCACCAGGGAGCAGCAGAGCCAGGCUGCCGCAGAGAAGAUGGUGCAAGCUCUAAUGGAAAGAAAUUCAGAAUUGCAGGCCCUGCGCCAAUAUUUAGGAGGGAAAGACUUCACGUUGUCCCAAGCACUCCUCUCUAAACAACCAGCUAAAGUUACCUCCAUCAGCCCCCACCUGGGAGAGCAGACGGAUCAAGGUUCAAUGCAUAUACCCUCCAGAGAUGAUAGUAAUUCAUUGACUGCCAAAGGGGAUACCAGCAUACCCAAGUCCUCAUUAGUUUUAGGAGACUUGGACACAGUUGCGGGGCUGGAAAGAGAACUGAGUAAUGCCAAAGAGGAGAUGGAACUCAUGGCUAAAAAAGAGAGAGAGAGUCGGAUGGAGCUUUCUGCUCUGCAGUCCAUGGUGGCCGUGCAAGAGGAAGAGCUGCAGGUGCAGGCUGCUGAUAUGGAGUCCCUGACCAGGAACAUGCAGAUUAAAGAAGACCUCAUAAAGGACCUGCAAAUGCAACUGGUUGAUCCUGAAGACAUACCAGCUAUGGACCGCCUGACUCAAGAAGUCUUACUUCUUCGGGAAAAAGUUGCUUUGGUGGAAUCACAAGGUCAAGAAGCUUUAGGAAACCGAAGACAACAAUUGCUGCUGAUGCUGGAAGGACUGGUCGAUGAACGGAGUCGGCUCAACGAGGCCUUACAAGCAGAGAGACAGCUCUAUAGCAGUCUGGUGAAGUUCCACACCCAUCCCGACAGCUCUGAGAGAGACCGAACUCUGCAGGUGGAACUGGAAGGGGCCCAGGUGUUACGAGGUCGGCUCGAAGAGAUUCUUGGAAGAAGCCUGGAGCGUUUAAGCAGGCUGGAGACCCUGGCUGCCAAUGGAGGCGCAGCCGCAGGGGACGACACCGAGGAUGCGAGCACCGAGUUCACCGACAGUAUUGAGGAGGAGGCUGCACACCACAGCCACCAGCAACUCAUCAAGGCGGCUUUGGAGAAGAGCCUGGCAGCAGUGGAGACCCAGAGUGUGCCUGUCUCCCCUCCGUCCCCGCCAGGAGGGGAGAGCCCCCGGGGUCUUCAGGAGGAAAUGCUGCACCUCAGAGCGGAGAUCCACCGGCACCUGGAGGAGAAGAGGAGAGCUGAGGGGGAACUGAAAGAGCUGAAGGCUCAAAUUGAGGAAGCCGGGUUCUCCUCCGUGGCCCACAUCAGGAACACCAUGCUGAGCCUUUGCCUUGAGAAUGCAGAGCUGAAAGAGCAGAUGGGAGAAGCAAUGUCUGAUGGGUGGGAGGCCGAGGAGGAGGACAAGGAGAAGGGCGAGGCGAUGGUGGAGACUGCGGUGGCCAAAGGGGGUCUGAAUGAGAAGAGCCUCCAGGCUGAGUUCAGAAAGCUCCAGGGAAAGCUGAAGAAUGCCCACAACAUCAUCAGCCUCCUCAAAGAACAGCUGGUGCUGAGCAGCAAGGAAGGAAAUCGUAAACUUAAUCCCGAGCUCCUUGUGCACCUGGCCAGGGAGAUGGACGGAAUGAACGCAGAGCCGGUUUGUUCUCCUGGGAAGCACCAGUGCCAGGAAGAGGAGGACGUGAGUGUGAGGCCCCGCCCCAGACCCCGGAGCCUUGACCUUGGGGCUGCCCUUGCAGUGGAUGCCCACCAACUGGAUAACCAGGCCCAAGCACAUGACCCUGGGCCGCAUUCGGAAUUUAGCCUCCCAGGACCCACCAAGCACCUGCGUUCCCAGCUGGCACAAUGCAGACAGCGCUAUCAAGAUCUCCAGGAGAAGCUGCUGAUAUCGGAAGCCACUGUGUUUGCCCAGGCCAAUCAGCUGGAGAAAUACAGGGUCAUGUUCAGUGAGUCCUUGGUGAGGCAGGACAGCAAGCAGGUUCAGGUGGACCUCCAGGACCUGGGCUACGAGACCUGUGGCAGAAGUGAGAACGAGGCCGAGCGGGAGGAAAGCACCAGCCCCGAAUGUGAUGAGCACGACAGCCCCAGGAAGACAGGCCUCAUGGAGGGGGUGUGCUCUCAGCAGGAGCGCGUGGGCUGCCCCCUGGCCGGUCCCCCUGGGAAGAAGCCCUUGGAGAGCCAGCUGGGAAAGCAGGGGGAGUUCCAGGCAUAUGGGAAGUCGGAAGACAUCUCUGUCCUCCAUAAGGACAUCAAAGACCUGAAGGCCCAGCUGCAGGCUGCCCACAAGAUCAUUCAAAACCUCAAGAGUCGGGUCCGGUCUCUCUCCGUCACCAGUGAUUACUCAUCCAGUCUGGAGAGACCCCGCAAGCUAAAGGCUGUUGGCACCCUCGAGGGAUCGUCACCGCACAGUGUCACUGACGAGGAUGAGGGGUGGCUGUCUGAUGGCACUGGGGCCUUCUACCCCCCAGGGCUGCAGGCGAAAAAGGACCUGGAGAGCCUGCUCCAGAGAGUGUCCCAGCUGGAGGCCCAGCUCCCAAAAACCGGACUAGAAGGGAAGCUGGCCGAGGAGCUGCGGUCAGCCUCGUGGCCUGGGAAAUACGACUCCCUGAUUCAGGAUCAGGCCCGAGAACUAUCCUACCUGCGCCAGAAAAUACGAGAAGGGAGAGGUAUCUGUUAUCUUCUCACCCAGCAUGCAAAAGACACAGUAAAAUCCUUUGAGGACCUCCUGAGGAGCAAUGACAUUGACUACUACCUGGGGCAGAGCUUCCGGGAGCAGCUGGCCCAGGGCAGCCAGCUCACGGACAGGCUCGCCAGCAAACUCAGCACCAAAGAUCAUAAAAGUGAGAAAGAUCAAAGUGGACUUGAGCCGCUGGCCCUCAGGCUCAGCAGGGAGCUGCAGGAGAAGGAGAAGGUGAUCGAGGUCCUGCAGGCCAAGCUGGAUGCCCGGUCCCUCACGCCCUCCAGCAGCCACGCCUUGUCUGACUCCCACCGCUCCCCCAGCAGCUCCUCCCUCCUGUCUGAUGAGCUGGAAGCCUGCUCUGACAUGGACAUAGCCAGCGAGUACACCCACUAUGAAGAGAAGAAAGCUUCACCUGGUCACCCAGAUUCCAUCCAUCAUUCAAGUCAUUCUGCUGUACUGUCUUCUAAACCAUCAUCAACCACUGCACCUCAGGGGGUUAAGGCCAAACCCAGCAGCAACCCCAGCAGCUUGCCUGCUCCCCAGAACCCUGCCCGGGAGGCCAGCCAGGCCCAUCCAGGCCUCACUUUGUCCUCCAUGCCCACGCUGGUUAGCCUCCCCCAGGCACCGUUGCCCUCAGCUCCACCCAACCUGCCUUUCCGCUCCACUGGCCCCCCCCUCCUGGGCUGCUGUGAGGCACCCGCGGUGUCCCUGGCCGAGGCUCAGCAGGAGCUGCAGAUGCUGCAGAAGCAGCUGGGAGAAAGUGUCAGCACCGUCCAUCCUACCUCCCCAGCUACACUGCGGAGCAACCAUUCAGAAGCCAGCUUUUCCCACCACCUCCACCCUGCCCAGCCCCACUCUCCUCCGAGAGGCACCCUAGAACUGGGCAGAAUCCUGGAGCCGCGGUACCUGGGCAGCAGUGGCCCCUGGGAUAUGAUGAGGCCUCAGAAAGGGAGCGUAUCUGGGGACCUCUCCUCAGGCUCCUCCGUGUGCCAGCUGAACGCCAAGCCCACAGGGGCUGACCUGCUGGAGGAGCAUCUUGGUGAAAUCCGGAGCCUGCGCCAGCGCCUGGAGGAGUCCAUCUGCAUCAACGACCGCCUGCGGGAGCAGCUGGAACACCGGCUCAGCUCCACUGCCCGCGGAAGCGGAUCCACCUCUAACUUCUACAGUCAGGGCCUGGAGUCCGCACCCCAGCUGCACAACGAGAACAGAGUCCUUAGGGAAGAAAACCGCAGCCUUCAGGCUCAGCUGAGUCACAUAUCCAGAGAGCAUUCCCAGGAAACAGAGAGCCUGAGGGAGGCUCUGCGGGCCGCGAGGUCCCGGCUUCAAGAGCUGGAGAUGGAGCUGGAGCACCAGAAGGUGGACCGGCAGCAGCUUUUGGAAGACUUGAAGGAGAAGCAGCAGGAGAUCUUGCAUUUCCAGGAGGAACGACUGUCCCUCCAGGAGAAAGACUCCAGGCUGCAGUGGAAGCUGGGCCUCCUGCAGCAGCAGUACGAGGAGAAACAGCAGCUCUUCCAGACCCUGCAGUCGGAGCUGCAGAUCUACGAGGCACUUCAUGGCAGCUCCAAGACGGAGCUGAAAGCUUAUACCUGGGAUACCUGCCACCAGGUCCCUUUGAGUAGUGACUUGAGCCACCUGGUGGCAGAGAUCCGAGCCUUGAGGGCGCAGCUGGAGCAGAGCAUCCAGGUGAACAACAGUCUGCGACUGCAGCUGGAGCAGCAGCUGGACGGUGGUGCCGGCAAAGCCAGCCUCGGCCCCGCCUCCAUCAGCCAGACCUCGCCGGCCAACACUGACCCUGGAGACAGGCAGCUGCUCUUUCAAGAUUCAGCUGCCUCCCCUCCAGUUCGGGAUGUCGGCAUGAAGCCAGCGCCGGGCUUCGCCAGCCCCGCUCCCGCUGCUCCUGGUGCAGACCCGGCCAUCUUCAGUGGGACUGAUGCGCUGGGUUUUGAUGCUUCUCCAGUGACGACCCCUCCAAAGCUGGAGGGGGAUGCUGCUGACGGCUCCUUUGCCAAUAAGCAUGGCCGCCACGUGGUUGGCCACAUUGAUGACUACAGCGCCCUCAGGCAGCAGAUCGGAGAAGGCAAGCUGUUGGUCAAGAAGAUCGCAUCUGUCGUGAGAUCAGCCUGCAGCUGCCCUGGCCUUGAAGCUCGGGGCACAGAGGUGCUCCGUGGCGAAGCCGUCCGUGAACUGGGGAGCAGUGCCAGCGCCCUGCGCCACGUGCUGGAGGAGUCGGCCUCCCUCCUCUCCAUGUUCUGGAGAGCGGCCUUGCCGAGCUCCCAUGGCAAAGUGGGAGAGUCCAUGAAAAGGGAACUUCUGGAACUGAGAGCCAAGCUGUCCAGACAGGAGAGUCUCCUUCAGAGCACAGCUGGGCGCCUGAGGACCACCAGCCAGCAGAAGGAGAGCUUGGAGCAGUUCGUCUUCAGCCAGUUGACCAGGACACAUGACGUUUUGAAGAAGGCAAGGACUAAUCUGGAGAAGACCACUUCCAAGAUUGCCUCUGUAAAGCCUUAUUCCUGCCCCAGCAAAGGUGAAAUCCCUCCGGGCUCUGCCGUGCACGCCAGUCUUGUGACCCUUGCCUUCCAGGAGCCAUGCAAGAAGCGAAGCCACCAGAGGUCCUUAAAGCAGCAGGAAGGCUGGGCCUGCCCCCCUUUUGUGCAACUUCCUAUCUGCUGA